Messenger RNA from Phytophthora sojae, 1080 nucleotides. RefSeq lists its product as hypothetical. The coding region runs from base 1 to 1080 and encodes 359 amino acids. The transcript is spliced from 4 exons. NCBI's taxonomy places the organism in Eukaryota, Oomycota, Peronosporomycetes, Peronosporales, Peronosporaceae. The record is from RefSeq and is a predicted model, not a curated record.
AUGGAGACGGCUCAAGUCACUGAAGUGCAACCGCAGCCUGUCGACGUCGUCGAGCCCGUGAUCAAUGACAAGCUCACCGAGAACGCGACUGAGGUGGUUGCCACCCAUCCAGACAACAACAACAACGACCACGCAGAAUCGAGCAAUCCCGCGGACAGUGUGAAGGCUGCUGAGCCCGAGUUGGUUCCGACCGAAGAGAACCGUCCCGCUGACAUUCCUGUCACCGCAAGAACCAACAACGGUGGCGAUACCACGCCUGCAGUAGUGCCUAAGCGCCCUGCUUCUUCUCCUCAUUUGAGUCAUGCAUCCGAAGGGGGCGCAGAAGUUGUGACUCCUGCCGGCACGGUCGAGGCACCUCUUUGCGCCAGUAAUCCUCCAAUUGAAGUUGUUGAGAAGGAAGCCGCCGUCCCUGCGGUCAUAGCAAGUGAGCCUGCACCUGUGGAUCCUAUUGUGGAGGCUGAUACGAAGGCCACCGAGCCGAGUGUGGAGGAAACCGUUGAGCAAAACCACGUGGAACACAAGACUGAGCCAGCGAUCGAGCGUGCAGUGGAGCAGCGCGAAGUCGUUACCCCAGUGGUAUCGGCCCCGGUAGUAAGCGAAGUUGCGUCGAUACCCGAACCAGCCACAACUGUCACCACCUCGACUGUAGAAUCUAUCCCAACCGAAGCACCGGCACCUUCUCCAGGAAAGAAAGCCAAGAAACAGAAUGAGUCCUUUGUCAGCGAGGAAGUGCUGGCGGAAGUGCAAAAGUUUCUCACGCAUCAGAUUACCGAGAACAAAUGCAGCUCGAACAGUCAAGAGAUUCACGAAUUUGUGGAGAAGCACCUCAAUGAAAAGCGGCGUAAGCGCUAUGUCGCUCCGCUGUUGGAACGGAUCGUGCAGCACUUUACGCAGGAGGCCACUGCAAAGGGUGAAGGGGUUUCAGUGGACGUGCAGUCGAAUAUCUGCCUCAUCGAGCAAAUGUUCCUCACUCUUGGAAGACGCUCGCCUCUGCAAGACAUGUACACAGCAGAAGAAGAGGAGAUGCUAGACCUGCUCUUCCACAGCAACAGCAGCGACAACCUCCCGAUCGGUAUUUAA